CUUUAAUCUUACUCCCCCUUGAGCUACAGGCCUACUUUUCUCUCCCUCUCACUGCCAAACUUCUGGAAAGAACCAUCACCCUUUACAGCCGUCACUGCUUCCCCACCGCACACUCCUCACCCAAGCACUCAACUCAGCUUGGUGCCUGGCACACAGCAGGCCCUGGCUGAGACUGAGUUCCACCCCUCUUGCAAAUUGGCAUCUCUUUCCUGGUUCUCCACGGCCAGCCACUAGGGCCUCCUCUCCGUGCUCCUCCGCCCGACCCGGCUGCCCCCUACUGCCGCCUGUCUCCAGGUGGUGUUUGGAAACUAGACCAUGUGCCUAGGGAGAAGUGGUUCCUUUCUCCACAGCUCCACACCCCCAGCCACGCUCACCACACCCUUGUUUUGAGAACCUCAUUGAGGCAGUCGAGCAGUCUGCAGACGGGCGUUUGGAAGCCACUGGACCAGAUCAUUUCUGAGGUCCCCUUCAGCUCUGACAUCCUCUCUUGCCAGCACUCAGCCAUGGGGGAUAUGAAAACUCCAGACUUUGAUGACCUUCUGGCUGCCUUUGACAUCCCAGACCCCACCAGCCUUGAUGCCAAGGAAGCCAUCCAGACCCCCAGUGAGGAGAGUGAGAGUCCCCUCAAACCUGCAGGCAUGUGUAUGGAUGAGAGCGUGUCCUUGUCUCACUCAGGAUCAGCCUCAGAUGUGCCGGCCGUGAGUGUCAUUGUCAAGAACACCAGCCGCCAGGAGUCGUUUGAAGCAGAGAAAGACCACAUUGCUUCCAGCCUCCUACACAAUGGAUUCCGGGGCUCCGAUCUGCCUCCAGAUCCCCACAACCUGGGCCACAACUGUGGGAAGUUUGAUUCCACUUUCAUGAAUGGAGACAGUGCCAGGAGUUUCCCUAGCAAGCUGGAACCUUCCAAGUCAGAGCCAUUACCAACCUUUAACCAGUUCAGUCCGAUCUCCAGUCCCGAAUCUGAGGAUGCCAUCAAAGAUAAUGGGUUUGGGAUGAAGCCCAAGCACUCUGACAGUUAUUUCCCACCCACUCCUGGGUGUGGGUCUGUCGGGGGCCCAGUCCUGGAGGCUCUGUCUAAGUUUCCAGUCCCAGAGCUGCAUAUGUUUGAUCACUUUUGUAAGAAAGAACCCAAGCCAGAACCCUUGCCCUUGGGAAGUCAGCAGGAACAUGAGCGAGGUGGGCAGAAGGCGGUGGAACCUCACAAGGAGCUGGAUGCCAGUCGGUUCUUUGGGGAAGCUUUGGAGUUCAACAGCCACUCCAGCAACAGUAUUGGAGAGCCCAAGGGACUUGCCCCUGAGCUUGGUACCUGCUCAUCAGUCCCUCCUAGGCAGCGUCUUAAGCCAGCUCAUUCCAAGCUGUCCUCUUGUGUUGCAGCCUUGGUGGCCCUGCAGGCCAAAAGAGUGGCCAGUGUCACCAAGGAGGAUCAGCCUGGCCACACAAAGGAUCCCUCAGGGCCCACUAAAGAGGGCUCCAAAGGCAGCCCUAAAAUGCCCAAGUCACCAAAGAGUCCCCGGAGCCCUCUGGAGGCCACUAGGAAGAGUAUCAAGCCAUCGGACAGCCCUCGGAGCAUCUGCAGUGACAGCAGCAGCAAAGGCUCCCCUUCUGUGGCUGCCAGCUCCCCACCAGCAAUUCCCAAAGUCAGAAUCAAAACCAUUAAGACAUCAUCGGGGGAAAUCAAACGGACGGUCACAAGGAUCCUGCCAGACCCUGAUGAUCCCAGUAAGUCCCCUAUUGGGUCACCUCUAGGGAGCGCCAUUGCCGAGGCCCCGAGUGAGGUGCCAGAGGACGAGGUCACUGCCCUGCCUGCAGCAGAGCACUUUCCUGAGGUGGGCACCACUUCAGGGAGCCCUCAGGAUGACAGGAAAGGGGAUGAGAGCGUGACGAAGGCCAGUGAAUCUUCAUCUCCCUGUUGCAGCUCUGGGUCCCGGGCCCCAAAGGGGGCUGCCUCGGGCUCACAGAUGGGCAAGAAGCAACAGCAGAGCACAGCACUGCAGGCAUCCACCCCGGCCCCUGCCAACCUCCUGCCCAAAGCCGUGCAUCUGGCCAACCUGAACCUGGUCCCCCACAGUGUCGCCGCGUCAGUGACGGCCAAGUCCUCGGCACAGAGGCGGAGCCAGACACAGCUGACGCAGAUGUCGGUGCCCUUGGUCCACCAGGUGAAAAAGGCCGCCCCACUGGUGGUGGAGGUCUUCAACAAGGUCCUCCACAGCUCCAACCCUGUGCCCCUCUACGCGCCAAAUCUCAGCCCGCCUGCGGACAGCAGGAUCCACGUGCCGGCCAGUGGAUACUGCUGCCUGGAGUGUGGGGACGCGUUUGCCUUAGAGAAGAGCCUGAGCCAGCACUACAGCCGGCGGAGCGUUCACAUCGAGGUGCUGUGCACACUGUGCUCCCAGACGCUGCUCUUCUUCAACAAGUGCAGUCUGCUCCGGCACGCCCGCGACCACAAGAGCAAGGGGCUUGUCAUGCAGUGCUCUCAGCUGCUCGUGAAGCCCAUCUCUGCGGACCAAAUGUUCGUGUCGGCCCCUGCGAACUCCACGGCACCAGCAACCCCGGCCGCCCCCGCCUCCCCCAAACAUGGCCUCACUUCGGGCAGUGCCAGCCCUCCCCCUCCAGCUUUGCCGCUCUACCCAGACCCCGUGCGGCUCAUCCGGCACAGUAUCAAGUGUCUCGAAUGUCACAAGCAGAUACACGACUACAUGGCUAUGGCUGCACAUUUCCAGAGGACGACGGAGGAAACCCAGGGGCUGACUUGCCAGGUGUGCCAAAUGCUGCUUCCCAACCAGUGCAGUUUCUGUGCCCACCAGCGGAUCCAUGCACACAAGUCCCCCUACUGCUGUCCGGAGUGUGGGGCCCUCUGUCGCUCUGCCUACUUCCAGACCCACGUAAAGGAGAAUUGCCUGCACUAUGCCCGCAAGGUGGGCUACAGGUGCAUCCACUGCGGAGUUGUCCACCUGACCUUGGCCUUGCUGAAAAGCCACAUCCAGGAACGACACUGCCAGGUUUUCCACAAGUGUGCAUUCUGCCCCAUGGCCUUCAAGACUGCCAGCAGCACCUCCGACCACAGCACUACCCAGCACCCCACCCAGCCCCACAGACCCUCCCAGCUCAUUUAUAAGUGCUCCUGUGAAAUGGUCUUCAACAAGAAGAGGCACAUUCAGCAGCAUUUUUACCAGAAUGCCAGUAAGGCGCAAGUGGGCGUCUUCAAGUGCCCUGAGUGCCCACUCUUGUUCCUGCAGAAGCCAGAGUUGAUGCAGCACGUCAAGAGUACCCACGGUGUUCCCCGAAACGUGGACGAGCUGUCAAGCCUCCAGUCGUCAGCUGACACAUCCUCAAGCCGCCCUGGCUCUCGAGUUCCCACUGAGCCCCCAGCCACUAGUGUGGCUGCUCGCGGCAGUUCCCUGCCUUCCGGCCGCUGGGGCAGGCCCGAGGCCCAUCGCAGGGCUGAGGCCAGGCCCCGGCUGAGGAACACUGGCUGGACCUGCCAGGAGUGCCAGGAGUGGGUUCCUGAUCGGGAGAGUUACGUCUCCCACAUGAAAAAGAGCCAUGGCCGGACAGUGAAGCGGUACCCGUGUCGGCAGUGUGAACAGUCCUUCCACACCCCCAACAGCCUGCGCAAACACAUCCGCAACAACCACGACACAGUAAAGAAAGUCUACACUUGUGGGUAUUGCACAGAGGACAGCCCCAGCUUUCCUCGGCCCUCCCUCCUGGAGAGCCACAUCAGCCUUAUGCAUGGUAUCAGAAACCCUGAUUUGAGCCAGACGUCCAAAGUCAGACCUUCGGGUGGACAUUCCCCCCAGGUGAACCAUCUGAAAAGACCAGUCAGCGGCGUGGGGGACGCUCCAGGCACCAGCAAUGGCACUAUCGUCUCUUCCACCAAAAGGCACAAGUCCGUUUUCCAGUGUGCAAAAUGUAGCUUUGCCACAGACUCGGGGCUCGAGUUUCAGAGCCACAUACCUCAGCACCAGGCGGACAGCUCCACAGCCCAGUGUCUCCUCUGUGGCUUGUGCUACACCUCUGCCAGCUCCCUCAGCCGCCACCUCUUCAUCGUCCACAAGGUGAGAGACCCGGAGGAGGAGGAGGAGGCGGCGGAGGUGGCGGUGGAGGCGGCAGAGCCAGAGGAGGGCUCCGGGGAGGAGAUGUCCGUGGAGACCAGGGAGAACGGACUGGAAGAAUGUGCCGGCGAGCCUUUGUUGGGCGACCCAGAGAUGAGGAGAGCACUGGGCCCGGCCCCUGAGGAGGACGGUGCCCAGGAUGCUCAGAGUCGGCCACAGGCCUCUCAGGACCAGGACAGCCACGCGCCGUCCCCUCAGGUGUGACCAGAGGCUUUGCAGUGUGUGCAGUCGGGGUGGUGCCGUGGCGUCCUCCGCCUGCCGUGUGGACAGUGGGAAAUAAAAGCCUCUGCCCCGGUGUGAGUGUGGCCGGCUGUGCCCUGGAGCAGUGUCUGCCCUGAGUGGAGAGCUGGGUGUCCAUCAGCCCCAGGAAAUGUGGGGUUGCCCAGGACCCUCAGAGCUCUGAAUUUGCUUCUGUUAUUUAUGGCUUUGUGCUGCUUCUUGAUGCCCCAACUCUUGUCUGUGUCCUUCCAACCCCAGGCUGCUUAAGUGGCCCAACCUCAGUGCUGUCAACUUGGCUUGAAACCCCUCGGUGGCUGUGCUCUUCUGGGAGGUUCCCUGCUUGCUGCCUUCAGCCAGGGGCCUCCUUGGAGCUCUCUUGGCCUGCGGGCGGCGGCUCUCCUCCUGGCCGUCAGAGCCUGCGAGGGGUGAGGGUGCUCGUGCCGUCCCUCUGGGAGAGCUCUGCCCAGUCUGGCUCGGCGAGGGGCCUUGGUCACCGUGCCCUUCCUUCCUGUCUUCUCUGAUUCUUUUCCCCAAAAACAGUCCUGGAGAAUUAAUCGUCACGCUGGCUGGUCCUGCCUGUGUGGGUGGGAGACACUCGGGCAGCAUACCUGUCUGGAAGCCGGGAGAGCAGGAGGUGCAGCCAGGGCGGGCGGGCGCCGAGAGGCAGGCCCCUUCAGAAGGAGCUGGGUGUCCUUGUUCUGCUGCUGUUCUGCCUUUCCUGGCAAGUGGGGUUUGGGGCACACAGACGUUGGAAUAUUUGUACUCUUGUUCCUGUGCCAUUAGAGAGGCUGCUGCCCCAGGAAGGCCAGCCCCUCCUCCUCUUGGCUACACUCAUGUUGCUCAGACUAUAUUUCAAAUAAAAAAUCUUCUUACCAUGCAGGUAGCUCUUGUAUUCCUCUUCAAGUAAGCCUGGCCCGACCCUGCUCCAGCGAGGGGUCUUUCCCAGACUUCCCCGUCUCUGAGGGAGAACAGUGUUUCCUACUGUCCAUGCAAGAUCCUUUCUAGUUUCUGGAGCUGUGGUUAGGAAGCCAGGGGCCCGGUGCUCCUGGGUUCUCUAGAGAUCGUCUGAAAUGGUGAGGGGAGGGUCUUCCUCCUGGUCCAAAGUCACCUCGUCUGAAAUGGUGAGGGGAGGGUCUUCCUCCUGGUCCAAAGUCACCUCCAAGGUCUCCCCUCGGCUAGUGGCAUUGGCUUUAGGGCCUCUUGAAAUUUCCUGGGCACCUCCGUCUUUUCCUCCAGAUGGAUUUUCAACCUAAGAGAACCCUUUAUUGGGGGAGGGGGUAUAGAGGGAACCUGUAAUUUUCUCUCAGUGUUCAAGAGGCCUUGGUAUUGCCAUUGCCACGGGGAUCUCAGGUGUGGCAGAGUUGGUACCAGACACGGGCUGGCAGAGUUAGAGCCUCACACAGCACAGGCUGUGUGGAGGUAUUACCUGACCUCCGGCCUGAGCGGCUGCUGCAGCCCUGCCUGGGUGGACAUGGGGCUGGGCCCGGCAGGGUCUAGUGCAGCGAAGGGAAGUGGGUGCUGGCUGUGCUCCUAGAGGUGGUCUUUCAAGGAGGGCCUCAAACAUCCACUAUAAAUUAAGUCAGAUAAAUAUACCUGACCUUUUCGCAAUUGAAAAAAAAAUACAUUUUCUUCCUCUAUCAAAUGCCAGAUUUUUAGUGGAAAUGCUAAUGGCAUUGGAAAAGGUUAGUGCUUGCCUUAGUUUCAGACAGACCCUGCUGUUUAAUGACGGCUAUACCUGGCAGGACCACCACAUCCCUGCUUCCCAGGCAAACAGUGAGGGCAAGCCGAGCCUGAUUCCAGCUGCCUGCAAAGCCAGAGCUACCCCAAUGUAGCUGUCACCCCUUUCCUAACUGCGGUUGCAGCGUGCCCACCAUGCACCCCAGGUCCACUCAGGAGAAGAGAUUAUAGAGGAGGCUGGUUUGGAAUGGAUGGCUGAGUCCCUUCCUGCUCAGAAGCAGGGCGAGAGAUGGUGGUGAAACUGCAGGUUUGACCGCCCAUCCCGACCCUAGGUCCGUCCUUCUUUCCUGGGAAUGACAUGCAGUGGAAAGAAUGCCGAGCCGCUCACCAGGAAACCUUGGUCACAGCCUGUGUUCUGCCCUAAACCAGCUCUUAACAAACCCCCUAACUUCCCUGGCCCCUCCCCUUCAAAAGAGGGCUAGAAAUUCCCAUUCAACUGGCUUCACGGGCUUUUGGGAGUUGACGAACGUGGAAGGACUUUCUAGUGUAUGAAACACUAUAUGAAUGUGAGGGAAUCCUGACUUUGGGGCUUGGAGGGUGGAGGGCGUCCUGCCUGCUCUUCAGACUUGGAUGUUGAUGGUCAGUUACAAUUGGUCCAGGCCACCCCUCCAUUAUUUAGAAAUAGCGAUGAUAACAGCACUUUAAGCCCUGCCCAGCAUCUUGGUAAACACUUUCCAGUGAUUCUCUCUUCAUCCUCACAGAGAUCUCACAGUUACCCUCCAUUUCACAGAGAAGAAAACCGAGGCCCAGAGAGGUUAAAGGACUUGCUGGGCCACCUGUAAGUGAUGGUGCUGAGUCAAGCCUGCCUGUUCUAAAGUCCACAGUGUCAACCACUGAGCCACCUUAGUGACUCGGCUCCUUUGGCUGGCUGCCAGCUUGUCCACAGUUUGCAGCCAUCCAGACAUCCACUUUCCUACCUCUCCUAGGGUUGGGGUGCCCCACUGAGUGCCAGGUUCUCUUUGGAGUCAACCUGUGCCUUGUCACCCGAGGAGAGCCCUGCACGUCACGUUUGCUUGUGAUGUUCCGAAGCACAUGCAGCAUCUCUAUGGCCUGUCAUUCCCAUUGAGAUUUAUCUUGCCGUUUGAAGACCUUCAUUUGGUGGGGUGGGGAGGGGCAGGGUACCAUUCUCGAAAAGAUUACCCAACCUUCACAGGCAACAUGGUUCCCUAAGAGUCCCAUAUCUUCUGCUCUUUUUUAAGAUGUUUUUUUCUAAUGGUCUGCUAUCAUUUGUUAUCACGAGAAAACGCUUGCCGCAACAAGCACUUACCUGCACAUUAGCUGGGUUGAACGCUCUGCUGAUCCAGUUAAACAGAUAAGAUCCCCACCCUCCUAGAAACUACAAUUUAAUAUACUCGAAGGCUUGACAAAUGACUAGUAUUUAUUUUCCAACUGCUUUAUCUCUGUACAAUGAUAUGCUGAAUUACUAUAAGCUAAUUGGUGUAGAAAGAACUAUUCCCUUAACUUAUGUAAACGGUCUGGUUUUUGAAAACAACAGUUGUGGCUCAGCAAGUUCAACACAUAGCCUUCCCUGAGACCAAGGAACCCCCCCGCCUGCCCUGUUCACCACUGUAUAUUCAGCACUGGGCACACUUUCUUUGACUUGUUUUUUAAUUUUCCUGUUUUUUGAAAAAUUAAUACAUAUACAUGGUAAGACACUUAAAUAGUACAAAAGUUUGCAGUGACAGGUGAGCUUCCAAUGGUGGUUAGCCUUCAGUUCCCCGGACCCCUCUUUAGGGUUAAUCACUGUUACCUGUAUCUUGUGUAUCCUUUCUGGGCAAUUCUAUGCAUUUAUAACUUUUAAAUAUGUAUAUUUAUAUAUCUAUUUUUAAUACAAAUGGUAGCAUUUGA
Equus caballus (horse) is the source of this 7919-nucleotide messenger RNA. RefSeq names its product zinc finger protein 592 (gene ZNF592). NCBI's taxonomy places the organism in Eukaryota, Metazoa, Chordata, Mammalia, Perissodactyla, Equidae. The record is from RefSeq and is a predicted model, not a curated record.